Molecule: messenger RNA, 1733 nt
Organism: Dalotia coriaria
Lineage: Eukaryota; Metazoa; Arthropoda; Insecta; Coleoptera; Staphylinidae
Product: T-cell leukemia homeobox protein 2-like
Biological process (GO): regulation of transcription by RNA polymerase II; animal organ development
Cellular component (GO): nucleus
Molecular function (GO): RNA polymerase II cis-regulatory region sequence-specific DNA binding; DNA-binding transcription factor activity, RNA polymerase II-specific
Source: RefSeq, a predicted model, not a curated record
GCGGCGUUAACGCUCGCGCUUAUCACACUAUCAGUUUUACAAUUCCAAACCCACGAAACCAGUGCUUAUACCCACAAAAAUUUAAAACAUAGUGAUUGAUUGAGGUUAAUUAAAAGAGUGUCACCCAAGAUGUCGGAUCACGAGCUGACCGAAGAUGAUCAUGAGAUCAACGUGCUGGAUACCGACUCGAGGUUGUCCCACAGCGAUAGUGAACCCAGGAGUCACUGUUCAUCACCUGAUAAUGUUGCGUCUUCACAAGCAGCUACCAACACCACACUUCCCUUUAGUAUCUCGAAUUUGCUAGGGAAGAAUUUUGAUCAGAAGGCUGGUGAGGUUGGAGUUGAUGUGGAUGUGGCCCAUAGUUUCUAUCAACAUGCUAGUAGUAUGCUACAUCAGCGGAGCGCUGCCGCCGCUUUGGGUGGGUUUGUCCCUUCUGGGUUCUAUGGUCAAGGAGUACUAAGGGUACCAGCACAUCGUCCCCUAGGUUCGACAAGUCCCGGAGGUGGUGGAGGUGUUUUUCCUUCACCUUGGAGCACUUUGGGACUUGAUCCUGUUCUGCAGAGAUCAGCGGCCGCUGCUGCGUUUGCUUCACAAGUUGUUAAGGAUAGAUUAGCUGCGACGUUUCCCAUGACGAGACGAAUCGGCCAUCCGUAUCAGAAUCGAACGCCGCCGAAGCGAAAGAAGCCGCGCACGUCCUUCACCCGCCUGCAGAUCGCCGAGCUGGAGAAGCGGUUUCACAAGCAGAAGUACCUCGCGUCCGCCGAGCGUGCCGCCCUGGCGAAAUCGCUCAAGAUGACCGACGCGCAGGUGAAGACGUGGUUUCAAAAUCGGCGGACAAAAUGGAGGCGGCAAACGGCAGAAGAACGCGAAGCAGAACGACAAGCCGCCAACAGACUGAUGCUCUCCCUACAAGCGGAGGCGUUGAGCAAGGGCUACAUGCCCGGCGAGGGUGGGGGCGGUGGUGGCGCCGCCGCCGCCGGCCCGGGCGACACCGCACUCAGCGCCCUCCAGAACCUGCAGCCGUGGGCCGGCCCCUACAGCAAUCCGCAGCCACCUCUCGCCGAAUCGAUCUGCUAAUAAUAAAAAAAUCAACAUUUUUAAACAAAAACAAAAAUCCAACAAAAAAACGAACAAAAGUAGCUAAAGCUUUAAUUUUUAUCUGAGGAAUUAAAAGUAAAAACAACACACAGAGAAUGACUGAGAAUGAACAGACAACAGAAGAAAAAAAAAAUGUUGGCGAAAAAAAAAAAACAUACAGGAUGUUCGAAGAAAAAAAAAUUGUGAAUAUUUAAUUAAUGAAUUAGCUCGUAAGCGCUGAGAGGAUAAACAAACACACGUGUAAAUAUAGUUCUUAGUGAUGAUGAUAUUUGAUAACAGUGAUUGUAAUGGUAAUUACGUUCUAAGUUAAGGCUUUAAAGUUAAGUUAAGUAUUCGUAGUCGAUAAGUGCGCAACAGUGAAUGAGUGAAUGGCAACAAGAUGGAAGACUGAACGUGACACUUGAUAAUUAUUACCUAACCGAGGAGAGAAACAAUCUGUAAAAAUAUCAGGCUAGGCGCAGCGUGAGGUACUUAAUUAAUCGUUAAUUCAAAAAAACGCAUGAUUAAUAAAAUUAAUUACACACACACAACACAUCAACACACACAUUAAACACAUAGUGCAAUAAUUUAUUGAUCCAUGGGACAAAACGGAGAGAAUAAUGAAGAAAAACACAAAUAAAGAUAAGACAAUUAUA